Molecule: messenger RNA, 2005 nt
Organism: Hibiscus syriacus
Lineage: Eukaryota; Viridiplantae; Streptophyta; Magnoliopsida; Malvales; Malvaceae
Product: regulator of nonsense transcripts UPF3-like
Exons: 14
Coding region: 82-1521 (479 amino acids)
Biological process (GO): nuclear-transcribed mRNA catabolic process, nonsense-mediated decay; positive regulation of translation
Cellular component (GO): cytoplasm; nucleolus
Molecular function (GO): mRNA binding
Source: RefSeq, a predicted model, not a curated record
UGAAGCAUACUUUCAAAAAGAGAAUUGAAUCCCAAACAGAAGAGAAAAAGAAGGGAGAAUUGAGGAAGAGUUAAUCUAGAGAUGAAGGAGCCGUUAAGAAGAACGAAAGUGGUGAUAAGGCAUCUGCCACCUUCACUUACCCAAUCCUCUUUCUUCUCUCAAAUCGACGAUCGUUUCUCUGAUCGUUACAAUUGGUUCUCCUUCCGUCUCGGCAAGUGCACCCAUAAGCAUCAGCGAUACUCUCGAGCCUAUAUAAACUUCAAGAGGCCAGAAGAUGUCUUCGAUUUUUCUGAGUUCUUCGGUGGGCAUGUAUUUGUCAAUGAGAAGGGUACUCAAUUUAAAGCCGUUGUUGAAUAUGCUCCUUCACAGCAUGUUCCAAAGCCAGGCACUAAAAAGGAUGCUCGUGAAGGGACCAUUUUCAAAGACCCUGAUUAUCUGGAGUUCCUCAAAAUGAUUGCUAAACCUGUUGAAAAUCUUCCCAGUGCUGAACUUCAGUUGGAAAGAAAAGAAGCAGAACUAUCUGGCACUCCCAAAGGAACCCCUGUCAUUACUCCACUAAUGGAAUUUGUACGUCGAAGACGAGCUGCUGAGAGUGGAGCUCAGGGUUCAAUCACUGUAAGAAAGACUGGAAAAAAAGCUGCUGCUGCAUCUAGAGGCAAGCCUGGAUCAAGUAGCAAACGUGGCUCUGAGAAGAAAAAGUAUAUUCUAAAAGAUGGUGCAAAAGGUGCAAAGAAGUCCAAUUCUUUGGUAGCAUCUGAGAAAGAGGAUCAAUCGGUGACUUCUGCUGCAAAUGAAAUUAGAGAGAAUGGAACUGUCUGUGGCAUUGAUGGUCCUGUAACUGGAAUCAAAUUUUCUGCUGAUUCUGGGAAGAAAAAGAUUCUUCUCCUAAAACCAAAAGAUCGAAAGGCUCCUCGGGCGUCGGAGGGUGAACCUGAACUGCAGGGUGCAUCAUCUCCUGUAGCAACUUCAUCUGGUUCAACUGCUCUGAGACAAUGUCAGCGAUGUGAGGAUGGUGGAAUGUUGAUAAGGAACAUACUUUUGAGUAAUGAAUCGAGCCAAAAUCGAUCUUCUGCAGCGGUCCAGCCUCAGCAGAAAAAUGAAACUAUGAGACCUCCCCGGGCCAUGAAUGCACGAUUGGGUUCUGGAAGCGAGAAGCGUGAAAAACGUACAAGAAAUAAGGAUAGACCUGAUCGUGGUGUAUGGGCCCCUCUUCUUCGUUCUGAAGUUCCACAAGAUAGCGAGGAGCACCUGACACCCUCUGUGUCACAAUAUGCCCAGCCCACUCGUAAUCCUCAAGUUAUCCAAGGAGAAAUGAAAGGCGACAUACCUAAUGGAAGCAGUGGACAUAACAUUCCGUCAGAAAAUGGUUCCUGUAGACAUUUUGCUCAGCAUCCCACAACCUAUAAUACUAAGGAUGAUGGGUCUGUUACAUUGAGGGACGGCAAGUCUUCCAAAAGUGGAUCUACUAGCUCAUUCCAUGAGAAACAAGUUUGGGUUCAGAAGUCAACUUCAGGAUCUUAGAAAAUCCAACUAAACUGGCUUUGAACCACAACCUUUUCUACCCUGUUUUUGGGUUUGCAUCUUCUCUCAUGUUGCUAUGGCUUGCAAUAUCUGUUCGCCUUAUUGGGUUCGUAAUCACUGUAUUCUCCUUAAUAUGUUCUUGAAUAGUCCUUACCUGGCACUAGAUACUCUUAUUACAUUGUUAAGGGCAAGCAUCGGCGAGCAAUCGGGUUGGAAGUAUUUCCAUGUAGUCUACAUUUGUAAAGAACCGACUGGAUCAAACAUGCUCUGAUAAAAUCAGUGUUGUUCCCGGAAGCGGAGAUCGUGCUGGACUGUCAUGAUUUUUUUUUCUUAUGUUCUUGAAUGAUCCAAGGUGCUUAGUUUACUUGAAUCAUAUGAGUCUUAGCAAUAGUUGUUUCUUCCAUUGAUGGAAUAUUUUGUAUUUUUCAUAUGUUGCAUUUACAUCUUCUGUCUGUGAACAAUGCUUCUGCCUCUAAUAAUAAUA